AUGUUAAUACCUGGAGCCGGCCCCGCUCUCUGCCACACUGCAGCCAUCUCCUGUAACCGCUCGCUCAACAAGAUGAAGGGACUUCUCACUGGGCUGCUCCUUUCCGCCUUGAUCCUAGUUCAGGUUAACGCGGUGCCUAAUCUUAAAGCAAAGCCUCCGGCAGGUCUUUGUCGAACUAAACCAACGGAUCUGGUCUUCAUCAUUGACAGCUCGCGGAGCGUCCGCCCGAAAGAAUUUGAACAGGUGAAAGUGUUUGUAUCCAAGGUGAUUGAAUCCCUUGACAUUGGCCCAAAUGCCACCCGGGUUGGACUGGUCAACUAUGCCAGUACGGUCAAGAACGAAUUCAGCCUCAAAACACAUCGCACCAAAGCCAGCCUCCUGCGAGCUGUUUCCCAGAUCGAGCCCCUUUCUUCGGGCACCAUGACCGGCUUAGCCAUCCUAUUUGCUACCAAUGUUGCUUUCAGUGAGACUAACGGGGCACGGGUGAAACUCAAUGAUGCCAGCAAGGUUGCCAUCAUCGUGACCGACGGUCGCCCCCAGGACCGAGUGCAAGACGCUGCCAACCACGCCAAGCAGAAAGGCAUUGAGAUCUUUGCGAUUGGUGUGGGCAAGGCAGAGAUGAACUCCCUGCGUGAGAUUGCCAGUGAACCCCUGGAAGACCAUUUGGACUACGUGGAAAGCUACAGUGCCAUAGAAAAACUUUCCAAAAAGUUUCAGGAAGCUCUUUGUGUUGCGGAUCUGUGUGCAAGUGGGGAUCAUGACUGUGAACAGAUCUGCAUCAGUACUCCUGGCUCUUACAAGUGUGCCUGCAAAGAAGGGUUAACGUUAAACCCAGAUGAAAGAACAUGUGGAACUUGCAGUUCAGGAGCUGUCGAUUUGGGCUUCGUUAUCGACGGAUCAAAGAGUGUGAGGCCCGAAAACUUUGAGCUGGUCAAAAAAUUCAUCAAUCAGAUCAUCGAUUCCCUCGACAUUGGCGAUCAGCAGGCCCGGGUUGCUCUUGUUCAGUACUCGAGCUCGGUCAGGACAGAAUUCCCCCUCAACAAGUUCAAAACGAAGCAAAGCAUCAAGUCGGCGGUCAAGAACAUGGAGUACAUGGAGAGAGGAACAAUGACAGGCCUGGCUCUGCAACAUCUGUCUGAAAAGAUCUUCGUCCCGUCACAAGGAGCACGAGAGAGCAUCCCAAAAGUCGGCAUUGUCUUUACUGAUGGGCGCUCACAGGAUUAUAUUAAUGAUUAUGCCCAAAAGAUCAAAGAUAAAGGGGUUAAAAUGUUUGCGAUUGGAGUGGGGAAUGCCCUGGAAGAAGAAUUAAGGAUGAUUGCUUCAGAUCCAGUCAAAGAUCAUUACUAUUAUACUGCAGAUUUCAAAGCAAUGAAUCAAAUCGCAGACAAAUUACAGGUUAAAAUAUGUGUUGAACCUAAAGACCCAUGUGCCUGCGAGUCACUCGUGGAGUUCCAGACAAAGGUGGAGAAAAUAAUUAAAACACUGACGUCCAAACUAGGUGCCUUCGGGAAAAAACUGGCAGCUCUUGAGAACAGACUUCUUCUCAAAUAGACACUGCUGCACUUUUCCUGACAACUGUUGACACCAUCAAGUAUACUGAAAACAUGCUUAUUUAAUAUACAGGGGCAUCUGAAUUACUAAACAAAAAUGCUUUUAUUUUAAAAUGUCUAGACUAGUUACCUUCUCCAUAUUAAGAAACCCUCUAACAAUGUUUCCCAACCUGGGGUCCACGGACUGCUGGCUUAAUGGUAUUGGUCCAUGGCAUAAGAAGGGUUGGGAACCCCUGCCCAAUAACAAGAAGUGCAGUCACUUUCAUUUGGACAAUGCACUAUGAAAUAAGCUGGAAACACUGACGCUUCUGGUGAAAUAUUUUGUAUAUUAAUGGAGAAAUAUGCUAAAUAUAAAACUAAGUCAAAAUUUGAUUUGUAUUUAUAUGGUAAUUUACUUGUUUGAUACUAAAAUUGGCAGAUCACUCAACCAUUUUUACCCCAAGCUCAUGUAUUUUGUCCACUGGCUAAAUUAAAAGUCUCAUUAAAAAGAGCAUAUGUUCUGAAAAUAGUCUGAUACACAGGAACAAACUUCCACUGUGUUCCGUUCUAAUGUGAGGCGAGCAGUUAAGACGUGCCAUAUUUAUAAUUUUUUGGACAAACCCAAGGGAUGAAAGUUUUUAAAAUUUGUGUGCGGCCAAAAAAGCAGAACACGAGUGUUUCACCUGCCUAUUGCACUCCUCUCCUGAUUGGCUGUCGAAGGGGAGCGUAACAAGUGAACAAUAAUAUACCAUCUUCUUCAUGCUCGUGACCAGAGAUCUGUUUCGAACUCAAAAUGUCUUAUGUGUGCCUUUUAAAAAAAUUCAGAUAUUUAUAUAUUUAAGAAGAAAAGGUAUCAUGGAAUCUUCAGUUUUGUUAAGAUGUUCUGUUUUGUCACUUUGGUAAAAUUGUAUUGUGUCAGGAAAUCACAGGAAAAUAAA
Molecule: messenger RNA, 2467 nt
Organism: Mobula hypostoma (lesser devil ray)
Lineage: Eukaryota; Metazoa; Chordata; Chondrichthyes; Myliobatiformes; Myliobatidae
Gene: matn1
Product: matrilin 1
Molecular function (GO): calcium ion binding
Source: RefSeq, a predicted model, not a curated record